GCGGUGCUGGCGUGGCACUGAGUCACUGCCGAGGCUCUUGCCAGAUACCGGACGAAGUCUUCUACCUGUUUGAAUUAAACGUAUCUUUUCUUUUUUUACUCGACCCGGUCAGAAUUCGCUAUCUUUCGAGUGCGGGCAUCUGUCGUAAUGUUUUCGCAGCAAUCCCAAUCGCCAAUCAAUCACAGUGCACUAUUUAGAGCCCCCAGAACCUCAUGCUGCCUGAAUUGAAUUCUAAAGGUUUCAAAAUCACGCUCGAAAUAUAUUUUUGGAGCCGCGACAAGGUUGCCAACUCAUUGGCCUGACUUCGAAACGAGACGAAGUACCCCAAACUCCCCAGAUAUGUCCAGGUCGCCCCAGUCUUUACGAUCUCCAAGGCUGUUAUCGCCGCAACGCUCACCUGGGCACAGUCUCACAUCCCCACCUCAGCUUCCCGCAAGCCAUGCCUACUCAUCAUCAUCCACAAGCUCCAACAUUUCGUCUGCACGGUCCCAAAGUGUCGAUUUACUGGAUGAACUCGAGAGGCUGGUAAAGAGCAAGAUGGGAUGGAGCACCAUGAGGGAUGCCUCGGAAGUGGACAAUAGUAUGGCCAUGUCUUGGAGUCAGACCAGAGAUGAUGCCAGUGUCAAGAGUGACAGCUCCGGCGUGACAAGUGAUUCUAGCUUGUCGGGAAAGUACGGACAUGGGGUGACGAAGACCUUCCGGCCAUGUCUUAUUGACUUCAAGGAGGAGCUCAAAAAGAACGAAUUUCCUUUAGGACUCAAGACUGCAAUCGAGGAUGGCUGUCGGUCACUAUACAGAGCCGUGUCUGCUGUAACUCAACGCCGCGGGAGCGAUGCAUCGGGAUUCAUAUCUCCCACGAGCCUCAACUCAGAUCACCAAAGCCUGAUAGGACAUAAUUUCUACUUUGAAGAGCUAGACAAAGCCUACACCAUGCUCAUGCCAGUCGCUCUCGAUAGUAAAACCAAGCACGACCCACUUCCUCGCUCAGAAAGAAAUGACUACGUAGGUGAGAUCGAUAGUCUCCUGAAGAGACUUCCCGUUCAUCCUCGACAGCUUCCCAGCGAUAUGUUGUCACGAAUAGGUUCUUCGCGACCCAGGCUCGGGAAUCUUACAAGCGUUUCGGAAUGGAGCAAACUUGACAUCGUUCGGGUCCCUGCCACGCGAGAAGUCCGUCUUGCCUCGCUCAAAACUUUGAGAUCCGAAAUUGAAAUCAAGCCCAACAUCCUACCCUACAUCAACGCUUCGGCACAUCUCAUCAACGAGGCACUCAAGCAUCUGCUAUCUUCCCCUAAACAAGAUGAGAAUUAUUGGCUAGUUGUGAUCACCUUCUUGUGGAGCUCGUGGCAGCGCGCAACAAUGCUGCACCUUCAUAGCCUACUAGACGGCAACUUGAGAAGAGGAUUCAACCCAACUAGUCAAGCCCGGCUUUUACGCCUACAGGCGGUGAAUCUCUUCAAGGGUGUGGAGAAGAUUGAUCUUGAAGGGGACAAGCCCGACGACAUCUGUAAUUGGGCAUGGUUGGUACUUCGAAACGACUCCGCGCUCGUUCCUCAAGACUUCCGUUACUUUCUUGAGGUAUACCGACAAUCUGCGACUACAUUCGGAAGGUGCAUCGACCAUUCCUCAUGCCAUGGAUCCUCGCCACAUUUUUGUAACAGGGCCGAGAACCCUCCUCGAGGGCAGCAUAUCACAGCUUGCGCUUCACAAACGUGCGCUAGAAUCACAUGGGACCGGGAAUCGUGGCAUGCCGUCGGCAGGACUGCUCACGAGGACGAUACCUCAGCUGAUGUGGAAAUUGAAUGCGUAGACGAAGAGCUUGCAUAUAUUGCGCUAAAUUCAAGGGCUGUAUGCUUGGCGCUCCAAAGCAACAAGCUCUGCUACACGGCUGUUACCUCCAGCACUAUAGCCUUUUCCCACGUCACCGCUCACGGUCGAGAGGGCAGUCCUGACGAUGGAAUUCCGCGUUGUUGGCAUGAGCAGUGUGCAGCAAUCUCAACAGAACUUGGAGGAAAAUCCUACUGGAUCGAUAAUUCCUGCAUUCCUGGAGAGGAGGAGCAUCAGCCCGUAAGGAAGAAAAUCAUCGACGAGAUCAAUGACAUAUUCUCGACCAGUAAGGCGGUAGUGAUCUGCGACAAAGAUCUCAUGGACAUAGACAUCCCCGGGGAUUUAGAUCUGGACAAGCUAGACUCAAAGGCGAUAGACCUACCCGCCCAAAACCCCAACGUAAGGCUUUUGGAGCUGAUUGUGGCAAGAUUUAUUGUCAGUGACUGGAACAUGCGAGCUUGGCCGUUGUUGGAGGGCAUUCGCGGGAAACAGAACCUCCAGUUGUUGUUUGCCAGAAACAAAGUUCUAUCUCUAGCGUCAGUAUUGAAGGUCGUCUGUCGGCAUGCGCGACUUGAUCUAGCAAUCUUAGGUUUGACGCUUCGCCAUCUGCUUCCCUGGAAGAAGCCUAGAGCCUUGGACUAUGCUCAUUUGGCCCCUCGGCACGUACCCGCAAGAGAAGCAACAAAACUUCUUAGUUACCGUUCUGCUCGUCGUUAUGGAGAUCGCAGAAUCAUCCAAACACUUUUGGAGGGCAGAACACCGUCUUCGUUCUUCGGCUCUCCAACUUAUCGUCGAAGCAACGCCUUCUCGUGGUUUCAAAAUGCAAAGACUCUUGUUGAAAUCAACAAAUGGUUGGUUAAAUCAAAUACAGGCAACGGGAUCAAACGUAAUGAACCACUUCUUGUGGUGAACGCUUUACCUGCGGUCAUAUCGACAUCCGAUAGACCAAGAGAUGGGGAGGAAGACUUCAUUAGUUGGGCACCCGAAUUGCCCCAAACCUACUUGUCUUUUGAUGACUCUCAACUACAUCUGCGUAUGGCAUUUAGUGGAAGACAGAAGCGAAGGGAAGAGUCGCCUGAGUUUCAAAACAUUGCUCAUGUGAUGGUGAACUGGAACGCAUUACUGAUCGACGGCGAUGAUAGCGCAGAAUCACUGAGUGGCCAGUCGCAGGAUGUCCUUGAACUUUUCCAGAAGGCUCGAGAGUUGUACAAAAAGUGCGUAAUUCUUUUCCCGAAUGGUUCCUUCGAACUGUCGCAUAUGUGCAAAGUUGGCAUUUGCGGGUAUAACGGACGUCGAGAAGUAAUAGCAGGGCAACUCAAAGAUUCUGAAAGGACCUUUCUGGACGAGAACUUCUGGCAUUGGUUAGGCGUGCGUUCUUGGAACACUCAAAUGCAAUCUCGACCUUGCACGAUGCAGCACGUUAUUUUCUUGCCCGACAAGCAGGAACACGGCCGCUACGAGCCCCUUUCGAUUCCUCCUCGUGUCUCUCGCGCCCUUCGUCGAAACGAUUUCAGGGGCAUCUUUGACGAGGUCCCCGAGCGUAUGCAACCAUUUGACAGCUUCCGAGUACAUUAUGAGCAGAGUCCUUCAAGAUUUGAUAUGGACAUUACCUCUUCGAUUCAAAUCGAAACGUACCAAUCCGUCGUUGUUCAGCAUUUUCUCGAAGAUGACAUGAUCCGGACGGACGUUGGGGCACCGCGCUGGGAAGAGUUUGUUCAGGUGGAAAAAUUGAAUGAUCUUAUAAUUGGCCCAGAUGAAGUCCCCAACUUUAUCCAAGCCCUUAAAAAUCUUCAACAUUCAGCUGAGAAUAGCUCGUUCAGAAACAACAUGGAACUCACGGCCAUCAUAAAAAGGCAAUCUUCACAAACUUGACACCUACCCUCGGACACCAUUUCUAGAAUCUACUGCUGAAAUGGACGACGAAUCCGCUUCAGUCAAAAAUGCCUACCACAAGCUCCUUGCGGUACUCGAAACCCACAAAGGCAAGUAUCAGAAGAAACACGAACGGCUACACAAUGAGCCAGAUGACGCUCUCGAUACUUUGUUGGUUUCUAUGUUACAUUUGAAGCACAAAAGUGAGCAUCGACGCACACAGAUGCAAGAAUGCCUCCGAUACUGGUAUCAGUGGAAAUUAUCUGUCGUUCAAGGUACAUCGCUUCCUUACGAUGAUGUGCACGCU
Molecule: messenger RNA, 4003 nt
Organism: Hyaloscypha bicolor E
Lineage: Eukaryota; Fungi; Ascomycota; Leotiomycetes; Helotiales; Hyaloscyphaceae
Exons: 4
Coding region: 340-3696 (1118 amino acids)
Source: RefSeq, a predicted model, not a curated record